UUCCUAUGCGAUCUAUCGUCUCGGCUGCGGAGGUAUCCGUAUAGUGAGUGCUUUGCUAUUCAGCGGUUUUCUGUACAUAUGUUUAGACACCAACACAUCUCAUUUGAAAGGAAGCAAGGCAAUCUAUCUGCACCACAUGUCAUAUAUAACAUACAGUAGUGACAUCACCCAUGGCUUUCAGUCUUUCGAGCAAGCAGCUCCCUCAAACAUUCUUAAGCUCCAGCGCUACCCGUCAAAUAAGUUCUAGAUUUCUCUCGACAUCCUCUAUCAUCUCCAAUAACUACUUCGCCACUAUUAUAUCAUCUCCUCGCCGGUCUACUAGUCCUACGCAACAACAACAGCAGCAACAGUCCAGAGGUUUUACGCAUUCAAGAAGCAAGAUGGCCACUAACAACGCUGCCUGGAUCAAAGAAGCGAAAGCCCAUCCUUUCGUGGUUGAGUCCGCUCCCGUUUGGACCCCAGAGGCUAACGAGGUUCUCGUGAAGAACCAUGCCGUCGCUAUCAAUCCCGUCGAUGGCUCUCUCCAAGCUGCCGGCUGGUGGCCUCUCGAUUACCCCACCGUGCUAGGCCAGGAUGUUUCCGGUGUGAUCGCUGCCGUUGGCCCUGGUGUCACUGCCUUCAAAGUUGGCGACCGUGUUGUCGGUCACGCUCUUGGCAUGGCCAGCAAGCGUAGACAGGAUGGUGGCUUCCAAGAGUACACAAUUCUGCAGACUAACGUGACAACUUUACUCCCCGAUAACAUCCCCUUUGAGAAGGCUGCGGUACUCCCUCUAGCUCUAUCCACUGCCGCCUGCGCUCUCUACCAAGACACCCACCUGAAGCUUCAGCUCCCUACUGUCCCCCCGCAAAAGCCCACGGGUAAGACGUUGAUCGUCUGGGGUGGUUCCUCCGCAGUUGGAAGUAAUGCCAUACAACUCGCUGUCAACUCCGGCUACGAAGUCAUCACUACCGCCUCCCCCAAGAACUUCGACUACGUAAAGAAGCUAGGUGCCAGCCAAGCCUUCGACUACUCUAGCCCAACCGUCCAAGACGACCUAAUCAAGGCCCUCAAGGGCAAGACUACAGCCGGCGCCCUCGACUGCAUUGGAGGCGCACCUCAAGGGAUCCUGCAGCAGGUCAUCGCCAACUCCGAGGGUGUAAAGGCUGUGGCGUCUACCAAGCGGGGUUGGCCCGAGCCACCGGCGGGCGUUACCAUGUACUCCAUCUUUGGCACCUCCCUUAGCGGCAACUUCGUUGGAAAGGCGAUUUACAACGACUUCCUACCUGCGGCGCUGAAGGAGGGUACUUUCGUACCAGCACCUGAACCAAAGAUUGUCGGCAAGGGCGUCGAGAAGAUACAAGAGGCUGUUGACCUGAUCAAGAAGGGUGUCUCGGCCACCAAAUUGGUUGUCACUCUGUGAGUGGAGAUAUAUACUCGCAUAAGUUGAGACAGACGCGCGAUGGAGGACGCAGUGAAACCUUGAAGAUUAGAUAUACCUAGGAAGAAGAAAAUUCAAUAAGUUCCCACGUCCCGCUUUACAGGUCUCGACCAUUCGACAUACCUACCUUGCUUUCUCAUGAUAACCCAAUAUGUAUCAAGCCCAUUGCUGCAUAUUGCUGCGAUGAUGGGAUCUUGCCCCUCUGAGCUGUGUGGUAAAGAAACUUUUUAUUCGCAAGGGUUAUGUGAUACUGAACGUCAACCGGACUCCGCAUCCGUGGCUUUCCUUUUCCAGAGCCAUCCACUAGCGUUGGAUCUUGGAAGAGAGAGAGGUAACAGUCACAAUAAUUGGCCGAGACAGGUUCUAAUAUAUCGGUAUAUCGGCGGAAACUACAGACGCCUUCCGACUUAUACGUACGUGGCGCUUCAAGAUAGACAUCUCAUUGGCCUUAUAGAUAUAACCA
Messenger RNA from Daldinia loculata, 1881 nucleotides. RefSeq names its product GroES-like protein. The transcript is spliced from 2 exons. Bases 171 to 1400 code for a protein of 409 amino acids. The record is from RefSeq and is a predicted model, not a curated record. Lineage: Eukaryota; Fungi; Ascomycota; Sordariomycetes; Xylariales; Hypoxylaceae. Gene Ontology annotation, molecular function: oxidoreductase activity, acting on NAD(P)H.